CGAAGAAGCGCUUGGAAUCGUGAGGUGGAUGUCCUGAUAAGCCAAUGCAAUUAUGGCAUUACGAAGAUCAGAAUACACCAUCGGUGGUGUAAAAAUUCUCUUCCCGUGCAAGGCGUAUCCAUCACAACUUGCUAUGAUGAAUGCAAUUGUGAAGGGGCUGAGCUCCAAGCAACACUGCCUGCUGGAGAGUCCCACUGGAAGUGGAAAAAGCUUGGCCCUGCUCUGCUCUGCGCUGGCCUGGCAGCAAUCGCUCUACGAAAAACCACUGGAUGACUUGUGCUCAAAAGAAUCCAAGAAGACCGAGAUUUUGAAACUCUGCCGAUGCCCAUGCCACGCUAAAUUGUCCGGUCGGGAUGCAGAAGGAGACUGUCAAACCACAUCUUCUUUCUUCCCCAGCUAUGCAACGGAGACCUCACCAGGCGGUGGAAGUAGCUCAACCCACAAAGAAAGCGUCUCACCAAUUACAUUGGCUUCAAAGCUGUCUGCCAAACAGCAAGCCUCAUUCUAUGAAGACGAUGACAGCGACAGUGAUUUUAAAGUGGAAAGAAAGAGGAUUCGUUCACUCGAAACGGAGCAGCAGUGGUGGCUUUUUGCAGUGACCUCAUCUCUUGAGGCUCAGUGGCUUAAUGAUGCUGAAGACGGUCUCUGCUCCAGCGGUUCGAGUCCUAGCACAGGGUGA
Thamnophis sirtalis is the source of this 679-nucleotide messenger RNA. NCBI's taxonomy places the organism in Eukaryota, Metazoa, Chordata, Lepidosauria, Squamata, Natricidae. The record is from RefSeq and is a predicted model, not a curated record.